AUGGAGCGGGAGCCCAUGUCCCCCGACGACCGCCCCGAGUCGUCUGCGGCUGCGGCGGCGGCGCAGCAGAAGCCGCAGCCGCUGGAGUGGCGGUUCGCGCAGGUCUUCGGCGAGCGCGCCGCGGGAGAGGAUGUGCAGGAAGUGGACAUGAUCUCUGCAAUUGAGUUUGACAAAUCUGGCAAUCAUCUUGCCACUGGAGAUAGAGGUGGACGUGUGGUUUUGUUCGAAAGAACAGACAUCAGUGAUAAUGCUAGUCGAAGAGAACUUGAGAGGCAAGAAUAUCCGGUUGCUAGGCAUCCUGAGUUCCGUUACAAGACUGAAUUUCAGAGUCAUGAACCUGAGUUUGACUACCUAAAAAGUUUGGAAAUAGAAGAGAAGAUUAACAAGAUCAAGUGGUGCCAAACAGCCAACAACGCACUCUUUCUCUUGUCUACAAAUGACAAAACAAUCAAGUAUUGGAAGGUUCAAGAGAAAAAAGUGAAACGGGUUUCAGUGAUGAAUUUGGAUACCUCCCAAAGUUCAGACAAUGGUUCAACUUCAAGUCCGGGUACCAGUAGUUGCAGAGCUCUUCUUCCAAAUGGUGGAUGUUCAGAAAUGAUGUACAGUCCGAACAACAAUAUAUCAUUUCCUCCAGGAGGAUGUGCAUCGCUGCGUUUGCCUGUGGUGGUUACGGGCCAAGAAUUUAAUCAUGUCGCGAGAUGCCGACGUGUAUAUGCACAUGCUCAUGACUACCAUAUUAAUUCCAUUUCAAAUAAUAGCGAUGGAGAAACAUUCAUAUCAGCAGAUGAUCUGCGAAUAAACCUUUGGAAUUUAGAAAUUAGCAAUCAGAGCUUUAACAUUGUUGAUGUGAAACCUGCAAACAUGGAGGAUCUAACUGAGGUGAUUACUUGUGCGGAGUUCCAUCCAACUCACUGUAAUACACUAGCAUAUAGUAGCUCAAAGGGUACUAUCCGGCUUAUUGAUCUGCGGCAGUCAGCACUGUGUGACAACCAUGCUAAACUAUUUGAGGAACAUGAAGCACCUGGAUCAAGAUCCUUUUUUACAGAGAUAAUAGCAUCAGUUUCAGAUAUAAAGUUUGCAAGGGACGGAAGGCACAUUCUUAGUCGUGAUUAUAUGACACUCAAGUUGUGGGAUCUAAACAUGGAUUCAGGCCCAGUUGCAACUUUUCAGGUUCAUGAAUACUUACGUCCUAAGCUUUGUGAUUUAUACGAGAAUGAUUCAAUUUUUGACAAAUUUGAAUGUUGUCUCAGCGGUGAUGGACUCCGUGUUGCAACUGGUUCUUAUAGUAAUUUGUUUCGUGUUUUUGGUGGUUCUCCUGAAAGUACGGAGGCAUCAACUUUGGAAGCCAGCCGAAAUCCCAUGAGGCGACAGGUUGUUAAUCCAGCAAGGCCUGCACGGACUCUGACUUCUUUGACCCGUGCUGUGAGGAGAGGUGGAGAAAAUACAAGUAUUGACGCCAAUGGAAAUUCUUAUGAUCUCUCAACAAAACUCCUCCAUCUUGCGUGGCACCCAACUGAGAACUCCAUCGCGUGUGCUGCCGCAAAUAGUUUGUACAUGUAUUAUGCAUAG
Messenger RNA from Miscanthus lutarioriparius, 1569 nucleotides. NCBI's taxonomy places the organism in Eukaryota, Viridiplantae, Streptophyta, Magnoliopsida, Poales, Poaceae. The record is from the annotation of a GenBank genome assembly.